GUGGCCGUGGAGGAGGGUUGCCGUCCUGGCUGCAGUAAUGCCUGGCAGAGCAGGAGUAUUUGUGGAAGCAUGUGGCUGCAUGUCCUGACCCAGAACACAGCCAACUUUCUCCCCUUUGGUUAAUCUCUUGGUGUUGGCUGUGCACUGGCAUCUAAACUGAAGAAAACAGCUGGACCUCGCUGAGCUCAGCUGGUGACAGAUGGUGACACAGACUCCUUCUAAUCUGUCUAAGUUGGCACAGAGCCUCUGUUGAUUCUGCGUAUACCUGACGUGCUCUGACGCUGAAGGACUAUGAGCCUCCAUACCCUCUGGAAGGACUACAAGGUUGUGAUUGUUAUGGUACCUCUGGUCGGGCUCAUACACCUGGGGUGGCACCGAAUCAGAAGCAGCCCCAUUUUCCAGGUCCCCAGCAGAGACGGAAGUCCUGAGCCAGACAGCCUGGCACUCGCAGGUCUACAGAAGAGCCCAGCCUCAGGGAAAUAG
Molecule: messenger RNA, 483 nt
Organism: Ochotona princeps (American pika)
Lineage: Eukaryota; Metazoa; Chordata; Mammalia; Lagomorpha; Ochotonidae
Exons: 2
Coding region: 292-483 (63 amino acids)
Source: RefSeq, a predicted model, not a curated record